Mus pahari (shrew mouse) is the source of this 7457-nucleotide messenger RNA. RefSeq names its product transmembrane protein 170B (gene Tmem170b). The record is from RefSeq and is a predicted model, not a curated record. Gene Ontology annotation, cellular component: plasma membrane. NCBI's taxonomy places the organism in Eukaryota, Metazoa, Chordata, Mammalia, Rodentia, Muridae. The transcript has 3 exons. Gene Ontology annotation, biological process: negative regulation of canonical Wnt signaling pathway. The coding region runs from base 264 to 662 and encodes 132 amino acids.
GCGCGUCCCCGCGAUGAGCCUCGUCUCGCGGCCUGCCCCUGCCGGCUGCCGCUCCGCGCGGGCCUCACGGCGUGACCCGGGCCUCGUGGCGUGGCGGGCCCCCGCGGCGCGACGCGGGCCCUGAGCGGGAGCGGCGGUCCCUCCCGCGGCCCCAGGCCUCGCCCGCCAGCGCUCCUCGAUGUCUCCCCGGCGGGGAGGACGCUGCCUGCGACACCCGCCGAGCGGCGCCCCCCGGAGCGCCCCGCUGCCGCCCCGCGGGGACGAUGAGGGCGGAGGGCGCCGACCACUCGAUGAUCAACCUGUCGGUGCAGCAGGUCCUGAGCCUCUGGGCCCAUGGCACGGUGCUGAGGAACCUCACGGAGAUGUGGUACUGGAUCUUCCUCUGGGCUCUGUUCUCCUCUCUGUUUGUCCACGGUGCUGCAGGCGUGCUCAUGUUUGUGAUGCUGCAGAGGCACAGGCAGGGGAGAGUGAUCUCCAUCAUUGCUGUCAGCAUCGGGUUUCUGGCUUCUGUAACUGGAGCAAUGAUUACUAGUGCAGCAGUGGCCGGCAUCUACAGAGUGGCUGGGAAGAACAUGGCCCCCCUGGAAGCCCUGGUGUGGGGCGUGGGGCAGACUGUGCUGACACUUAUCAUCUCCUUUUCAAGGAUCCUCGCCACACUUUGAGUUCUGAGGGGAUGUCUUCUUCACUAAGGAAAUGGGUGAACAGAGUUCCCGGAAAUGUGUUGUUAACCAGCUGAGAUGAAGUGGUACAAGCAGGGACCCAGCAAGAAAAACCUAGGGAAGACCUUGAGCCGUGUGGAAAGCCUGCCCUCUGGCGUCCAAACGAUUGCACUACCGCACUGCACCUUAUGUGCCUCCAUUCCAGGCAAGGUGCACAGACACUCCGUGAAGCUGCAAGAGGAAGCACCUUGUUCAGCUGCCAAUCAGGUUAACAUUGGUGUUGACGUCAUCGUUCUCAACAGUGUUGUGUUAAGUUACAGGAAUGUUUUGAGAAAUUGAUCUAUGUGCCAAACUUUCCUUUCUGUUAACAUUGAUCAUGUGAUAGUUUGCAAGUGUAGACGUAGGUGAGUGCUGUGAGUAUCCUUGACAUGGAUUCAGGUAAGGUAGUCAGGCUUAGCUUUGUCAUGUUAAUCCUAUGAGUGUUGGGUAGUGGGCUUUCAAUACCAAGGACGGUGUUUGUUAAGCUGAGUGUUUCUGGGACUUGGGGCUUUAAUAUGUCUCUGUGUUGUUAUUUAAUUCAUGUGAAAAGCACUAGUCUCCUCAGUGGAGGACGAGCUGAGCUGUUCUGUGGACUCAGACUUGUAGGGUGCAUACUUUUCUGUAACCUACACCUUUCAUAGUUUCCCUCAUAUAUCAUAUUCUAUUUAUAUGGAUCAAACCUUUUGAGUCAGACACAUUGUCACUUGUGUGUCAUAAAAAUAUAAUUUACAUUUUUCUUAUAAAUUUUGUAAGAAAAAUUCUAAAAUGCAUGUUGCAUUCUUCAACCCUUCUAAAUGUUUUUGUCUCCAUCUCACAGAACAUUGUAGUUCACUGCAGUGGGAUUGUGUGCACUGUGUACGUGUCUUGGACGGCUAACUGUUUAGAGAGUGGCCUAAAUUAGGCCCUGGGAUUAAGAACGCUUCAUUUAUAGAAAAACAAUAAGUACCUUACAUAGGAAGAGCAGUAAACUGUCUCCCUCUGUGUAUGGCAGAGUGACAAUUACACUUGGGAAGGCAGGGGGACUGAGUGGAUCGCUUUCACGUUGGCGGGUAGUCUGAGUAUUCAAGACAGUGCAGAGCCUUUAUCUAAGGGGAUGUUAGUGGUGUGCUUGACGUUUGUGUUUCUAAGUUAUUACCUGAGUCGAAUAGAGUCUCAGGUCACAUUCAUUAACAGUGGAAAUGUACUUUGUUUAUAAAACCUUUUGAGAGGUUUAGAAAAACACACAGUUGUUUAUUACAAAUAUAGGAAGUUGGGAAAGUACAGACCCUGGUUGAACUAAGUGUGUGUGUGUGUGUGUGUGUGUGUGUGUGUUAACCAGUUGUAAUUACAAAUGUGCUAACUUAAGGGAAGAUCCAUUGUAGAAAUUAUGAAUUUAUAGGUAAUCUAAAAAAUAGCAUAGCACCUUGAGCUCCUUAACUUAGUUUGUUUGAAGACAUUUAUUAUCCAUGCCCCUUUUCUCUAACAAAGAAUGCAUUAUCAGUUUUUGGAGGAGCUGCUUUUGCCAGUGCAUCAGCCAACUUAGACUUAUUAAUAACGUGGCUUGGAAAUUUAACAAUCCAAAAAUCAACCAAUAAGCAAAGCUGUAUCCUUAGAGAUGUCAGAGAACAAGUCUGAAAUUGAUUGCUUCUGCUAUGCCCAGGCCUGCUGCUCUUCCCAUGCAUUCUUUGUAUUCUUGCUGUUUUUCUAAGCAUAAACGUGAGCAUCUUUUCCAGAUAACCCCAGUUCUCUCUCCUGUUUGGCUGGCUUUGCUCUUGUUAGAACUCAGAACUUUGUGUGCCAGCAUGAGACUUAACUGUCACUGACAUUGACUUGUGUGCAGAACAAAUAUUUAUGUUAAUUAACAUGGUUAUUUUAUGACCUAAGAAAGUUAUCAUGUCAUAGUAAUACGGAGCCCAUUGUUCAAAUCUAAAACUAAAAAUUACCUUGACACAUUGAAUAUGUGAAUGAAUGGACCAAAGAGAAGUGAGCUUGUUUUGUGCUCUAGGGUGAAAGUCUAAGGGGGUUAGUUACCACUUCAUCCACGAUCAUCUCAUUGUCAAGCUAAUUUGCAUUAAGAAUUGUGUUUGUGUGUGCACUUUUAAUUUGAUGGGCAUUUUUAGUUUCUUCAGUUAUUUCCAUUGGUAUUUUAUGUAACUAUCACUCUUGGUAUUUUGAAAUGCAGUUGAGUAGUGUGGAUUUAUGAAACUGUCUAUAUAUCUAUUUAUAUGGUAAAGUUUUCAAGAAGCUGUUUCUUAUAGAGACAAAGUGUUUAAUGAAAUAUAUAUAUACAUAAGUAUAUCAUUAUAUAUACAUAUAUAGAUAACUAUAUAUGAAUACAGUCCAAUUGGAGAGCUUUGUUUGAUGAACAUUUUCCUGUUCUUCUGGAGAAGUUGAUACAUUUGUUUGGUUAAAUGAUCUUUGAAAUAGACUGGAGGGUAUUUAAGGUUUUGCUGGAGACCCUUGUUUUGGAUCUGACAAAAGCCCUCACUGACAUAGUCAGUUCCAUUUUCUUAAAAGCUCAGCCGUGGAUUAGCAGUACAUUUUCUUCCUUAGCACCACGAUCUCGUGUGACUAAGAGUGCAGCCUGAUAACGAUGCAGUUCCAUUGGCUUCUCAGGAGACGUGGUUAACUCAAAUCCUCAUGUGUGUCAGCCAGUGUUAAAGUCUUACCCAGGAUUCUUUCUUAGUAUUUGCAACAAAGAGUUCCAUGGCUCCUUUUCUAAGCCUUCAGGGGAAUUGUGUGUGUGUGUGUGUGUGUGUGUGUGUGUGUGUGUGUGUGUGUGUGUGUGUGAAAGAAGGGAAAUAAGGUGUGUUGUGAAGAGCAGGGAUAAUUAAGAUCUGAGGAUGCUAUAGGAGAAGUGCCUCCAGGACCUUCCAUUCACAGCGUGGAAGGCUGAGUGGCCCCUUGGAGCUGCCUAGGCUGGUACUCACUACCUGGCUCAGUUUGCUGAGUUCUGUUGUGUAGAUCUCCUGUGUACAAGGAUGGCUGAAAUAGGAUUUCCUCAGAUUCUACCAGGAACUGGACAAACAGUUUCAAACUCUAAAAAGGUUGGGGUAGUACCUUCCUGCUACCUGAGACUCAUCCUUUCUCCCUCCCAGGACCUCAGUUUCUGUUUCCAUCUCAUCCUCUGAGUUGGACAUUUCAGAGUCUUAGAUGUUGCUCUGAAAUAGUGGACAAGGACCAGACUCUAAGCCAAUGUGAUAGACUGGAGUCCAUGCUUGCUCUGUCACGUGGUUUACUUUGGUCUGAGCAUCAUUUAACCACUCUCAGCUUUAGGUCUCACUUUGAAUUGAUUAAUACCUGUGGGUAAACAGUAUAUCUAACAGUAAGUCAGUAGAAUUCUAAAGUUAUAUUUUGCCAUAACCAUUGGGAUGGAGUUUUAUGAAAUUCACCUUCAUCCAUUUCUAAUUUUUUUCUGUAUGUUGUAAGAAAAAAGACUUUCAUAUCAUUUUACUUUCAUUACCUCCUCUUUGCCCCUUAAAGUCAACAGAUAACUUUUCUAAGGAGACUUUGGGGAGUUGAUAGUGGUGGGUGUGAUGGGUAAAUAGGACUAUAUUACAGGUUCUGGUCACCUCUGGUUAAUGUAGAGAGAAUGGAUGUGGCCAGCGUUUCCUCCACUGCCAUUGCCUACUUGCUCUUUUUGGUUUGCCUCGGAACAUCCUUUGACUGGGUCCCAUAUACAAAGUACUGCCCUCGUAUUGGCUCCCGCCCCUCCUGGUCAUCUGUCACUGUGAUGUAAAGAAUAUGGAAACAUUACUGAGGAAUUUCUAAUGAUGGCUUUAGAUUACAGAGAAGUGUGGUAACAUAGCUUGAGUAUGACUGGGUAGUUACUGUAUCUUUUUAAAACUAGGGGCUGUAUUCUCAGUGGUUAGACUUGACAGUCAGCCAGUAGUCUCCUAGUUAUCCAUAAUUUCUCAUCCUUUGAAACUGUUCAGGAUAUAAAGGGCAUUAUUCAAUUUUAAAAUGUAAUGUUUCUUAAAUGUGCAAUACCAUUUGUAACAGAGGGAAAUUCAAAGUGAGGGAUGUUACACAGGCUAAUACAAAAGAAGAGCAUAGGAAAAUUCCCCUGUGUUGUAUAAGCAUGGUUCCUCCAUCCUCUUAAGACCUUAAUCACCAUGGAGAGAAGUUUGCUCAUGCCUUGCUCCGGUGAGUGUGGGCUCUACAAAACACAGGUGCUCACGGCACAUUUUGUAGGGGAUUAGUCCUCCCUUGAGGACCCCUGUGUUCUGUAGGUGAUCCCGUGUGAUGGCUUAGUUUCUGAAUUUGCCUAUCUUAGAAUAUAGCUGGAAUCUGUUUGGGAGAAAUUAAUGUUUCCUAUGUGAAAUGUUUUCAGGAAGCAGCACACUGCACUGGCUACAUCUUUCUGAGAGCAAUGGCAGCACAUACCUUUCUGAGCAUGCUGAGCUGUGAUGCAGAAUCAUCUCUUAAUUUAGAUUGACUUUCACAUUCUUUACCUACAUGUGUGGCACAUGUGUUGAACAUACAUAAUGGCCUUUUUGGUUUUGAAAACUAAUAUAUUGAACAGUUUCUCUAACAGUCUCUCUCCUUUCCAAAGUCAUACAUCCUAACUUAGAUGUGUGCAGUUCUUGGCAGAAGUUGAAGUGCUGGUGCCCAUGUUUAUGCUCUGGUUAGCUCAUUGAAAGGGAUGUAUUAAAGGCACAGGGGUGGGGGCGGGGGUAGGCAGAGAGUCCAUGUGAUGCUCCUGUUUUCCUUUGAAUGAUAUCCUGCUGUGUCUAGGCUCUGUGAUACAGCCUUUCCCUUUUGGGGAAUGCCUAGGUCCAUACUCUGAUGCUGAUCAUCUGGACCCCAUGAGCAGAGUACUUCCCUCCUAGACGUGUACUGGGGAUUCUUUUCAGGAUGCUAACUUGUUCAGAGGCUUGUCUAAGUGAACAGUAGCUUGAGAAUGCUACUGAUGUUUAAAGGGUUUGUUUAGGGUUUUUUUUGUUUUGUUUUGUUUUGUUUUAAAGUUUUAUAUUUUUGAGAUAGAGUCUCACUCUGUCGCCCAGACUAGCUUUGAACUUGUGACUCUUCUGUCUCAGCUUGCCAGGUACCAGGAUGGCAGUGUGUACCACUGUGCAUGGCUCCUCCUUUUUAACUCAAAAGGUUUACGUUUCAUCACUGAAAGUGGUUGGGAUAGAAUAGUUUUAAAGUUUUCUUCCUAGAAAGAAAAACACUCUUGUUUGCCUCGGUUUUUUUUCAUAGUGUUUAUGAUGAUAAUAGCUGUGUUUUCCAUGGAACUCUCUUGCUCUUUCCCUGUGCACACCUUUAGUCAUGAGCUCUACCUGUUUAUGAACAAGCAGGACGUUCCCCUCAGCUCAUUGUAGCCAUAUGAUCUGGCAGAAUGCUCACCCGCGGUUCUAGCCCAAGUAUUAGCCCUGCCUUAAGAUGUCCCAGGAUGAAGAAGCAGCUUUAGUUAUAUGAUAACAUGGCUUUGUUUAAAUAGCACAAGUAUAGCUGCUCUAGCAGAUACUAAGAAACUAACUUUGCCAGCCCACUGAUGAACCAUUUAGCUAAACCACAGUAUAAUUUUUUAAAAAGCUAAAUGAUAUCUCAGUGCCUUGAAAGUUAAGAACCUUUUGUAAAGUGGACUUAGGGAGGACUGGGGUUUGGCCAAUGAGCUGACUUUGUGCACACCACCUGCAGAGAGGUCCCAGAGAUUACAGUGGGCCACUGAGACAAAUCCAGCUACGUACUUUUUACGGUUCCGGUUCCGUAGACAUUAGCCACUGACUAUGACAGACCACAACUGUUUUUACAGUCCUUCACCACAAGGGGGUAUUUUCCUUUCCUUCUUUCCCUUUCUCUCUUUUUUUCCAAGUAAGUAUGAAAUUAGAAAAACGUAGACAAACAAAUGUGGGAUUUUAAAGUUGAGUUUUAGGUAAACUAGAGAUUCCUGUGUGGACAGUGUUAGUUUAAUAUUGUAGUUACAAAGGCAGACACUUUAUGUAACCUUUAGAAAUAUGUUUACCAUCAGGGAUUUACUUUUACAAUAGAAACAUUAAAUGUACUGUGAAGCUUAAAGACAGGAAGACUACAUGUUGGAGGGUGAUACUCAGACAAAAGUGUGUUUGAUGAAGUACCCACGUUAUGUGAACAUGACUUCCCCUUCUGUUAAGACUAUAAACUACACUGUAUGAGUGUGUGUGUUGCAUGUUUACAUAAAACAAUUUCAUUCUGAAGGAUUAUUUCAACUAUGUUUAUAUGUAAUACCUAACAGGUUGUAAAUAGUGUAUACUAUUGAUUUUUAAUUUUAUAUGAGCGAUUUUUUUAUUUCCCAAGUCAUGUACAAAUCUCAUUGUGUAUAUAGCAUAACUCCCUGGAGACACAAAUUUUGCAGUGAAUUUUAAGUAUUUUAAUCGCAUCAGGUUAGCCUCAGAGAUGCUGGUCCUUAUUUUAAAUUAUUUUUCACCACACAUUUUCUUCAAAGGGCAGCAAUAAACAUAUGCAAGUUAUUUUGAUUCUUGAAAGUUGGUCUCAGAAGAUAAGAGUGCAGUUCAAUUCACAGCUGUAAAGAAAAGAUGCACACCUUAGACCAUCCGCGUUUGGUCCCAGGACAACUUCUGAGACCCAUCUGCACAUGGCUCUCCUCUUUGUAAUAUACAGGGUGAACUGCUGAAAACACACAGAACAUCUGUUAAAGUGAAUCCAGCACUUCAAUGUCAUUACACAGAAUUUAUUGGAUUAAAGUUUGUAAUAUGCAGUAUUUUAAUAAAGUUUCUGUAUUCAAUUUCAUGCACUUAUAUAUAUGUAUAUAUAAAUAAACCUGUCUUUAAAAACUCU